UCCUCCACUCCCUCCCCGCCUGCUUAGCUCCGUAUUUCGGGCGACGUCAUUUGACGUUCCUUACCCAGGAAGUGAACUGCCGUUGUUGUUCGUUUGCUUAUCCCUUCCUUCGCCUAUCUUUGUUUUUUUGCGGGUCGAAAUGGCGACGUUUAUUUCUGUCCCGUUAAAAAAGUCGUCGGAAGUAGAUAUGGCCAAAUCGCUGUCAAAAUUCGUCAAAGACACCUACCCAGCCGGUGAAGAGCAGACGGAAUAUGUCCGCGCCGCUGAAGAGUUGAACAAGCUGCGCAAAAGUGCUCUGGGGAGGCCGCUGGACAAGCACGAGAGCUCGCUCGAGAUCCUGCUGAGAUAUUAUGACCAACUCUGUGCUGUGGAACACAAAUUCCCUUUCUCUGAAAACCAGGUGUGUUUAACUUUCACAUGGAAAGAUGCUUUUGAUAAAGGAUCAUUGUUUGGUGGAUCCGUCAAGCUUGCGCUGGCCAGCAUCGGCUAUGAGAAGACGUGUGUUCUGUUCAAUGUGGGAGCCCUGGCCAGUCAGAUCGCCUCUGAGCAGAACCUGGACAGCGAUGAGGGGCUGAGGGCAGCUGCCAAGUUCUACCAGCUGUCGAGCGGGGUGUUCGCCCACAUUAAGGACACGGUCCUGUCCGCACUGAACCGGGAGCCCACCAUGGACAUCUCCCCUGACACCGUGGGCACGCUCAGCCAGAUCAUGCUGGCCCAGGCGCAGGAGGUCUUCUUCCUCAAAGCCACCUCAGACAAGAUGAAGGAUGCUAUCAUUGCAAAGCUGGCCAACCAGGCUGCAGAUUUCUAUGGUGACGCCUUCAAACAAUGCCAGUACAAAGAGAACCUGCCCAAGUAUUUUUAUUUCCAUGAAGUGCUGCCGGUCCUGGCUGCCAAGCACUGCAUCAUGCAGGCCAACGCUGAGUUCCACCAGUCCAUCCUGGCCAAGCAGCAGAAGAAGUUUGGAGAAGAGAUCGCACGGCUGCAGCAUGCAACAGAGCUGGUGAAGACGGUCGCGUCUCGCUACGAUGAGUACGUCAACGUGAAGGACCUGUCCGACAAGAUCUCCCGUGCCCUGACCGCCGCUAAGAAAGACAACGACUUCAUCUACCACGACCGCGUUCCCGAGGUGAAGGACCUGGACCACAUCGGCAAGGCUGCCCUGGUCAAGGCCACCGCAGUUCAAGUGCCCAUGAGCCAGAAGUUCACCGAUCUGUUUGAGAAGAUGGUUCCCCUGGCAGUGCAACAGGCCAUGAGCAUGUACAACCAGCGCAAGUCGGAGAUCGUCAACUGCCUCAUUGGAACGAUGAGGGAGUCCACCAACCUCUGCAACGGGGUCCUGGCCUCUCUGAACCUCCCUGCCGCUCUGGAAGACCUGUCGGGAGACUCCGUGCCCCAGUCCAUCCUGGAAAAGUCCCGCGCCAUCAUCCAGCAGGGGGGGCUGCAGAGCAUCGAGCAGCUGAUCAAGGACCUUCCGGAGCUUAUGCAGAGGAACCGGGACAUCCUGGACGAGUCUCUGAAGAUGCUGGACGAAGAAGAGUCAACGGACAACGAGCUCCGCGCCAAAUUCAACCAGCGCUGGAGCAGAACGCCCUCUGGAGACCUGUACAAGUCCCUGAGAACAGAGGGAGGAAGUUACCGGAAUUUUCUGGACAAGGCGGCGAGCGCAGACCAGGUUGUCAAGGAGCGCUACAGCACCCACUGCGAGAUGAUAGCACUGCUGUGCAAACCGGAGGCGGAGCUCACCGCUGCCAUCCCCUCCGCCAACCCCGCCAAGACCCUGCAGGGCAGCGAGGUGGUGAACGUCCUGCGCUCCCAGCUGGCCCAGCUGGAGGAGGUGAAGAAGGAGCGCGAGCAGCUGGAGAACGACAUCAAGUCGGCCCAGUUCGACAUGACCUCCAAGUUCCUGACCGCCCUGGCGCAGGACGGCGCCCUCAACGAGGAGGCCAUCUCCGUCACCGAGCUGGACAACAUCUACGGGGGCUACACCCAGAAGGUGCAGCAGGGCCUCAAGACCCAGGAGGAGAUCCUGGGAAACGUCCAGACGUCCCACCAGGAGUUCUCCACCCUGAAGCAGUCCAACUCAGAGGCUAACGACAGAGAGGAGGUGAUGAAGAAGCUGGCCUCAGCGCAUGACAGCUAUGUGGAGAUCUCCAACAACCUGCGCGAGGGCACCAAGUUUUACAACGAAUUCACUGAAAUCCUGCUGAAAUUCCAAAACAAGUGCAGCGACCUCGUGUUCGCACGCAAGACGGAGAGAGACGAGCUUCUCAAGGACCUCCAGCAGAGCAUCGCUCGGGAGCCCAGCGCACCCUCCUUCACCGCACCCGCGUACCAGUCCAACCUCAACACUCCCACCCCCGCCGGGCCCGGGGUGCCCACUCCAACUCCCAGGACUGUGUUUAAUCAGCAGCCACAGACCAAACCACAGCCCCCUGCGAGACCACCUCCUCCGAACUUCACUCCACAGGCAGCAAGCUCCGCCCCCACCAACCCGAUGAGCUCUGCCCCCCCACAGACCGGCCCAACCGCACCUGGGGCCCCGCCCGCAGCCCCUUCUGCUGCCCCGCCUGGUGCCCCGCCUGGAGCCCCUUCCCAGGCACAGGGACCGCCUUACCCGUCGUACCAGGGUUACCCCGGGUACUACCAGGUGCCCAUGGGCUACAACCCGUACAGCUAUGGGCAGUACAACAUGCCUUACGUGCCCUACCAGACCCCAGCACAGCCCGGCUACCCCGGGGCUCCCCAGCCCCAGCAGCACCCCUACGGCUACCCCCAGCAACCGCCCCAGCAGCAGCCCUACUACCCCCAACAGUAGGGGGCGCCGCCCCGUGUGUGUUUACCACGCCUUCACACCAUGUUUAUGAAGCCUAACCUUUUCUGCACCUACUUUUCACCUGUACAUGUGUCAUUUCCCCUCUUUCAUCCCUUGUUUUUUUUUCUCGUCAAAUUAACACUUCACUUUUCCCAGAACUGCAGAUUGGGAAGUGCAUCUGCUGGGGCAGUGUUGCAGGUUUUAGCGCGCGUCUUCACUGAGCUGCAGAGGCGGGCAUAUGGAACACGCCUCCCUGACGAAAGGGAACCGUGAAGCCUCAUUCCAGUGAGCCUCACGGGGUCAGAAAGGGCAGAAGGUUGGCUCAAAACACCGCGCAGCCUGGCCGCCAUUAGUCUUCCUAGCAUUGUGGAGACCACCCGAAAAAGGGUGUGGCUUAGAUUUGUUGCAAUUUUUUAUGGCUUCUGAUUGGCUCUGGCAUGGUGACCUUCUGUGGUUGGCCUAGAUAAAUUUUCAUUAUAUAUUUCUUUUUUUAUUUUUUUUUAGACAUUACCGUUCAAAAAAAUAUCCCCAGUAUGCUCACUACAGUAAUCUUAUUUUUGUAAUGAAUACUGACGCAUAAUGUAAUUAAAUGCUCUGUAGGAUUUUUUUUGCAUAGAAGAGUAUUUUGGGAACUGAUUUUUUUUUUUUUGGGGCGGGGUGGGGGGGGGGUGGUUUUCAGGGAAAAAAUGGUUUUGGCCAUUACUGUACUCCUGCUGUCUUUUGCCUUGUUUAGCUUCAUCGGGUGUUCAUUAGACAUGUACUCUUACAAUCAAGGCUUUGUAAAACACUCAGCAAAUUUAAAAUGAAUAUAUACAUACAAGAACCAGCUCUUAACAAAACCAGUGUGCUCCUUUUUUUUGUGCGUGAUUAAAAUCAAAUCUGUAAAUCA
Messenger RNA from Anguilla rostrata (American eel), 3701 nucleotides. RefSeq names its product programmed cell death 6 interacting protein (gene pdcd6ip). Gene Ontology annotation, cellular component: endosome. Gene Ontology annotation, biological process: mitotic cytokinesis; multivesicular body sorting pathway. The transcript has 18 exons. The record is from RefSeq and is a predicted model, not a curated record. The coding region runs from base 140 to 2815 and encodes 891 amino acids. Lineage: Eukaryota; Metazoa; Chordata; Actinopteri; Anguilliformes; Anguillidae. Gene Ontology annotation, molecular function: protein binding.